AUGCCCGACCCAGGCCUGAUCGCGACGCUCCAUGUGGCCGGUCCGCACGAGUCGAGGAAGACGGCUGAACGCACGCUCAUGGCGAAUCAGAACCGAUUGCCAUUUAUCAGCAGUUGUGGCAGCAAUGGCAGCAGUAAGAUGUCUGGCCUCUUCCAAGCCGCCCGGCUGCAGCUCCGCUUCGACAGCCUGCGACGCAACCGGGCCGGCUUCGUCUUCGGCUCGAGCACGGACUGCGAUAUUGUCCUGCCCAGAGGCCUAGCGCCGUAUUUUUGCAUCCUCGCCUUUGAUCUGCAGCGACGGCUUAUCCUGCGCGAACUGCAGGGCGCCAGCCUCUCGGUCCGCUACGGCGACAAGGCCGGCCAUCCGCUCUCCGGCGCCGUCUGGCUUCUCAGCGGCCACCGCUUCACCGAGAAAUAUACGCCUUUGGUCAUACGGCUGAGCGAGACCCUCAGCUUCCGCAUCGAGGUCGCCGCUCACCACAUCGACUCAACUGUCUACCAGACUAGCGUCGAUCGCUUUCCCGACCACUACGACGCCGCCUGGAACCUCGUACCUGACCCCGGCUUCACCCACGACGAUAAUCCCCCGCCCGGCCCCGCCUCCGUCUUGCUGGAUGAUCGCCAGCUCGGCCGAGGCGGUCAGGCAAGAGUCGACCGCGUCUGGGAUGCCCGCACCGGCAUCUACUAUGCUGCCAAGAUCCCUCUCCGUGACUCCUGCUGGAGACGGCUGAAAAUUGAGGCUAGCCUGCUGGCAAGAAUCGACCAUGAACACGUGAUCAAGCUGCUUUACCUGUCGCCGUCGCCAAACCGGCGGCUGAUUCUGGAGUACGCUGCCGGCGGAACGGUCGCCAAGCUAGCAGCCGAUAAGGCCAUAUCCUGCGACGAGAGCCUGGCUGUUGUCGGCCAGUGUCUCCUCUACAUGCCCCCUGAGGCCCGGGAGGCCCCCGACGUCCGCGAGGGCAGCCAGUAUACUUGGGCCGUCGACAUCUGGUCUCUCGGCGUCGUGGCCCUCGAGCUCACCCAUCGCCUCCCGGCCUACCGGCCCAGAUACCCCCGAAGGCUUGUCCGGGACCUUGGCGAGAAGAAGAAGAAUCGGCACUGCCCCCUUCUCGACUUUCUGUCUACGGCCAUGGUCGUCAUGGACCCCCGGAAUCGCUGUUCGGCCGACGUGUGCUACGACGUCUUCCAUCACGGGUCGCUGUGCUGCUGUCCGCCCGUGUUGGCGACGGCGACGACAGAGCCUCCGAAGCAGGAGCUGGCUCCGGAACAGGGGCCCACAGAGACGACAGAGCCCCCGUCGUGGGUCCGCGAGACCCUCGUCCACGCCGACUACACCGAAGACGUGCACACGAGCCCAUGCUAUGGCGUGGCCGACGUCUGCUACAGCCGCGACGGAUAUGCAGUGCAGGCUGUCUACAGCUACUUUCCCGGCCUGACCGAGUCUGCCUAUUCGGAGCAGCCAGGACAGGCAGCCAUGCCGACGGCAUUCGACUGCUAG
Messenger RNA from Grosmannia clavigera kw1407, 1497 nucleotides. RefSeq names its product camk family protein kinase. The transcript has 3 exons. NCBI's taxonomy places the organism in Eukaryota, Fungi, Ascomycota, Sordariomycetes, Ophiostomatales, Ophiostomataceae. Gene Ontology annotation, cellular component: cytoplasm. Gene Ontology annotation, molecular function: protein serine/threonine kinase activity. The coding region runs from base 1 to 1497 and encodes 498 amino acids. The record is from RefSeq and is a predicted model, not a curated record.